Cloeon dipterum is the source of this 2001-nucleotide messenger RNA. RefSeq names its product Tubulin tyrosine ligase-like 12 (gene TTLL12). Lineage: Eukaryota; Metazoa; Arthropoda; Insecta; Ephemeroptera; Baetidae. Gene Ontology annotation, cellular component: cytoplasm. The coding region runs from base 108 to 1946 and encodes 612 amino acids. The transcript is spliced from 7 exons. Gene Ontology annotation, biological process: protein modification process. The record is from RefSeq and is a predicted model, not a curated record.
AGAAAAACAUAAACACGUGGGGAGAGCGGAGAGCUUCAAGAAAGUGUGCUUUAAUUUUUGAGUCUCUGACACCUGAAGAUAGCGCACCUCACAAAAGCUGACGUAAGAUGCAUGUGGUGACUCCAGAGAUGGACCAAUUUCUAGCACUGCACAAGUACCAGCUGGAGUCCUCUUGCAUCCCCAAAAUAUUUUGGGAAUCGCUCGAACGCAAAUUGCGACUGCAGACCUUCGACGCCGGACAUGCUUUCUCUCUUAUGAAAUUCGACUAUGAGGAGCGGGGCCGUGGUCCUCGAGAGCCUGUUUGGGCAGUGGUGGUCACUGCUGAGGACGGCGUGUCCGAGAGUGACCCUGAAAGCAUUUAUCUGGUCGACCAUGCUUGGACCUUCAGAGUAAAUGGUGCAAAGGAGCAACUUCAGUCAUGUCCCCAAUUGCUGGAGCGUUUGGCCAACAUGAUGGAUGUGUCUGCAGACGAGCCAGAAGCCCUAGUUGAACUUGUAGCUGAGGAGCUGUGGCGUUAUGCCCAGUGCUACUCUUUGAAUGCUUCAGAGGCUGAGGAACGGACCCCAAUUUGGUACAUCAUGGACGAAGUGGGCUCUGGAGUGCAACAUUCAGACCAACCAAACGUUCGCAUCGUCCCUUUUGUCCACUUGCCUGACAGAAUCACGUACUCGUUGAUGUUUCCCUUGGAAGACUUGUCAAACGGAACCAUCGUUGGAAGGGACUUUGCUGAGGGCCCUGAGACGGACCCUGACGUGAGAAAAGCCCUUUUACUACCUUGGCAGCCAGAGACAUCAUUCCUGGACGAACCCUUUCAACAGUCAGAGCCGCCACCCUCAUUCUUCGAAGAUGGUAGAGUCGCGGAAACACUUUCUGAUCCUGACGUUGAGGUUGAUUUGGACAAAAUUGCUAGACCCAUUCGGGUUUACUCUGAAUACAGCGAGGUGAACAAGGCAUUGAGCCAUCCUGACUUCAUUAUUGUCAACACGCCUGAAGAAGCGGACUUGCUUUGGCUUACGCAUCACUAUAAGGACUUCAAAAGCCUCGGCCCAAACCGCUUUGUCAAUCAGUUCCCUUACGAGAGCGUCAUCACAGUCAAAGAUCUGCUCUGUGUUGUAUGCAGGCGAAAAGCUGAUCCUGGCAAAGAAUGCAAUUCUCAAACUUUGGAGAUGCAGCCGGCCUGGCUGCCAACUACUUACAACCUGAAAACUGAACUGCCCUUGUUUGUCAGCUAUUUUGAGCACCGUGAGGACCGCGGUCUAGACAACCACUGGAUUUGCAAGCCGUGGAACUUGGCCAGAGGACUUGAUACCCACAUUUCCAAAAAUAUCAACUUCAUCUUGAGACUUCCUCAAAGUGGACCAAAAAUUGCUCAAAAGUAUGUCGAGGACCCAGUUUUGUUCACCAGAGUUGGAAUCGGCCCUGUCAAGUUUGAUGUUCGAUACGUCAUUUUGCUCAAAUCUGUCCAGCCCCUCACUGCCUACGUUUAUAAAGAGUUUUUCGUCAGAUUUGCUAAUCUACCUUUCCAUUUGGCUGACCUGGAGCAGUAUGAGCGUCACUUCACUGUGAUGAACUAUGAGAAUCCUGAGCAGCUGUGCCAUAUGAAAUGCGCUCAAUUCGUCAUUGAGUUCGAGCAGCAGUACGAGAACAUGAAAUGGGUUGAUGUUGAGGCUGACAUUUUGGUUGCUUUGAGAGGUGCUUUGGAAGCUGCUGCCAGCAAACCACCCCCACAAGGAAUUCCCCACAGCCCCCAGAGCCGAGCAGUGUAUGCAGCUGAUCUUAUGUUGAGCUGGAGUGACGAAAAGGAAAAAAUCCAGCCCAAACUUUUGGAAAUCAAUUGGAUGCCGGACUGCCAGCGGGCAUGCCAGUACUAUCCCAGCUUCUACAAUGAUAUAUUUAGCACUCUGUUUUUGGGAGAAACCCGCGGGAAAAAUGUUAUACCUAUUUAAAACUUGAUAUUUUGAAAUAAAAAGUUACACUUUCUUAGUAACCAUUUUGAAUAAA